CCGCAUUCCUCGACGGCGCCCGCCGUAACCCGCCACGCCAUGGUCGCAGCAGUGAGCGCCCGCCGACACAUUGUGACCAAGAAACAAAUAAUAGCUUGUAUCGCUUGUGACAAUAUUAACCUUUAGUGCGCGCGAGUAUUGCGACGGCGGCAGAAUAAUAAUUACAAUUAUACAGUAUAUACACGAUGAUGAUCACUUUCACACGCGCAUGUACAGUAUUCAGUUCAGUCAGUACACUCAUCGACUUUAAACGUUGAAUACUUUGCUCCUGUGCACGGUUCGCCACAAAAUCAACGAUUUCACAGACGUUCAGACAAUGAUGGUGGAUGGUUAGGACCGUCUUCUUACAAAAAGUGCGAUUUCGUUAGUCGCGGUGUUUUGUAAGUGUGUUGUUAUAAUAUUGCUGUUUCGUGAUGUAUUAAAAUAAUAAAGCAGUUGACAGAGAUGGCUUUUGCAUUCAGUUUACUGUUUCAUGGCCGACUGCUUGUACGACACCGAUGACUAUACGCUACUGCCCCAGUACUUCAGCUGCUGAAUGUUGCUAACGAAGACACUGAAAGCCACAAUGACUAUUACAACCAGUAUCACAAUACAACUUAGGUCAUUUCUACUGCAGUAAAGGCUGUUUACUGAAACGUUGGACAAGAUCAACACAAAAAUGACUGCUGUAGUAAAAUUUAUCCGCACAGAAAUGUUGGCAACGACUGUUAUGUUAUUGCUGAUGUUGCUAGUCGCCACUGCAGCGGCAGCCGUAUUAUCAAAUGUACCGGUGGCCACCGCGGAAAAAGAUCCGACUGGGCAACAGAAAAAACCCGGAGGGAAUGGCAUAUCGUCUUUGGAUCUGUACCACUCGAUGGAGAUGGGUGAACAAGAAAGGCUUGAAAACCUUGGUGGCGACGACGAUGAGGAUGAUAGCGAAAAAGAUAGCGGUGCCUCGCUGCUAUCAAUGACAGGCGGUGGUGAUGACGAAAAUGACACCGACUCGGAGCAUAUGACCGGAUUGCUGACUUGCAUGUCAUGUUCGGGCGUGUUGCCUGCGUGGCGAGACGAGCAAAACGCUCACAUAGAUGAACAGUCUUAUUGUUUGUCCGAUCGGGGCCAGCCAUUAACGCAAGACGGCAGUUACCGGGAUGAAGAAUUAAACGUGUGUUCCGGGGCCGUGCGUUGCUGGAAAGCAAAAGUGCGUGAAGAACACGGUCUUGUGCGCAUCAGUCGUGGCUGUAUGGCCGGUGGACAUAGUGGUGGAAACAGACAUUCAACCCUAUACAACUUGGAACAUCAAUCACUGCAUCCUUGUAUGGGUGCUAUUAGCAAUAAUUCGGCGACAAAAAACAAUGAUACCUCAAAACAACAAUCUCAGUCCAUGGUUUGGACAUCGUCGCAUACUUAUUCAUCAGCGUCCGCCGGCAAGCAACAGCCUCCUAGCUAUGCGAUCGAAUGUUGCACUGGUCGUGAUCGCUGCAAUGACGGCUUGUUCCCAUCGUUGGCCGGUAGUGGCUUAACAUCAGGGAUCGACGAAAAUGAUUCUUUGCUCGCAGCUGUUGCCUGGUGGCGGUUGUCAUCCAUUUCCGUAGCGGUGUUACUACUCGUUGUCGUUAUCGUGGCUACAGUUACUUUGACGGUCUUCGCGUUAUACAGAAACGAUAGAAAGGGUAAAAAGAGAAAACGUCGAAAGAGGAGCAAAAGCAGCAGCAGUAGAAGAAGUAAACGACGAAAGCGGAGUAAUCGCCACUACGAGGAUGGUAACAGUGACGACAGUGAUAAAAAGAGACACCGAAAUUUGUCAUUUUCGUCAAUGUCAUCGUCGUCUUCGUCGCUAUCAUCAGUGGCGUCGUCGUCUUCUUGUUGCGAAGGAAAGAAAAGAAGUAGAAGAAAACAUCAUGUGACCGCUUUAACCAUGGUCGACUUGCUUAAGGGCGUCGUUGUAACCAACGAGGUAACAGCUGACAAUGAAAAUACAUUUGGCAGUAGCAACAACCGACCGUCGUAUACAGCAGACUACUCACCAGCGGCCAUGACUGAAUCUACAGUUGAUGACGAAUUUUUGCCACCACCAUACCAACAACGAAAUGACCAUCAACAAAAAGAUCACCAAGAAGAUGAUUGGACCAGUGGCAGCGGAUACGGCAUGCCCGUACUAGUUCAACGUACUUUGGCCAAGCAGAUACAACUCAGACAACUGGUCGGCAAGGGUCGUUAUGGUGAGGUGUGGCGAGCUACUUACUGGAAUGGCGGUCACGAACACGUAGCUGUCAAAAUAUUCUUAUCGAAGGACGAACCAUCGUGGAAGCGAGAGACAGAAAUCUACAGCACGGUUCUGAUGAGACACGACAAUAUAUUAGGUUUUAUUGGUUCCGACAUCAUGACUUCACGUAACUCGUAUACCACACAGUUACUACUCAUCACUCACUAUCACCGGCAUGGAUCACUGUACGAUUUUCUACAGACACCCGCUGCCGUCGCUGAUGCUACGUACAAUGGUUAUGACAUGGGCACUAUCGAUGCUGCGGGUGGUCGACUACAGCAAACCGAGUGCGAUAGACCACCACUCACGGUGGGCCAAAUGUUAAACGUGCUAUACACUGUAGUUAGCGGGCUAUGUCACCUGCACACUGAAAUUCACGGCACGCAGGGUAAACCGGGAAUCGCACACAGGGACAUUAAAAGUAAAAACGUACUAGUAAAAUGCGCACGGACAGGUGCGUGUUGUGUAGCCGAUUUUGGAAUGGCCGUUACUAGCCGUGACGCGACACUCCCAAUUCAAACAACUACAGCCGCGGGUGCCAACCAAAAUACACGAGUUGGUACAAAGCGGUACAUGGCGCCAGAAGUUUUGGACGACAGCAUAUCCUCUGCGGCCUCUUUAGCAUUAGCUUCUGCGUCCACUUCGGCGACGGCGAAGUCAUCAGUUGCCUCCUCUUCUUCCACGGCUGCAUCUGUCGCCGCCGCCGCUUCUUCUUCAUCAGCGUAUUGGUGUUUCGACGCAUAUCGCCGCGGUGACGUAUACUCGUACGCACUCGUCAUGUGGGAAGUCCUGUCCAGGACGCUUUUCAUACCCGAUGAUGCUGGACACCUCCCACCACAACCAAAUGACAAUCAACAACAACCUUUCAAUGACAACAGAUAUAACCCAUAUGUGUACCGCGCACCAUACCAAGACCGUGGUGUUGGAUGGGAUCCCGGAUUCGAUGACAUGCGUCGUGUUGUAUGCUCUACCGAUCCUAUACAGAGCCGUCCUGGCGUGGCGCCUGAGUGGUUAACAAAUCCGAUAAUGAAUGCUGUAGUGGUAACGAUGCGAGAAUGCUGGCACGGUAACCCUCAUGCCCGUCUUCCCUCUUUACGUGUUAAAAAGACUCUAGCUAAGCUCAUUGAACAAUAUUCCACGGCAGAGACUGAAAAGCAACUCAAACCAGAGCCCGAACAAUAGACAAUAUUGAUGUCUGUGACAACGAAUCAGUUAUGAUGUAAUAUACAUAAAUGUAAAUAAUAAUUACUAUUAACAUACAGAUAUAAAUGACAGUGGCUGCGGUGAAAAAUUACUUUACUCAAAGAAAUAUAUUGUAUUUUCUCUGCUCCCUCCUCCACUUGUUCAUUCUUACUAUGUUGUUAGUCAUGUACUUUUUUUUUUUUAAACAACUACGUACUAUUGUUAUAUUAUGUUCAAUACAAUUUUUUUAACAUUAAUAAUU
Melanaphis sacchari is the source of this 3689-nucleotide messenger RNA. RefSeq lists its product as uncharacterized. The transcript has 7 exons. Gene Ontology annotation, cellular component: signaling receptor complex; plasma membrane. The record is from RefSeq and is a predicted model, not a curated record. NCBI's taxonomy places the organism in Eukaryota, Metazoa, Arthropoda, Insecta, Hemiptera, Aphididae. The coding region runs from base 659 to 3427 and encodes 922 amino acids. Gene Ontology annotation, molecular function: transmembrane receptor protein serine/threonine kinase activity; ATP binding. Gene Ontology annotation, biological process: cellular response to growth factor stimulus; protein phosphorylation; cell surface receptor protein serine/threonine kinase signaling pathway.